UGUAAUACACAUACGCAUAUGUAUGUACAUACAUGCAUUUGUGUGCAUUUAUGUAGCACACAUAUAUAUAUUGUGUACAUAUAUCUAUGCACGUAUGUUCGUGUGUGCAUUUCCUUCUGUGAACAAAUUAGGAUCAUUCACACCUGUUAGCAUGAACAGCGGGAAACAGACAUGUCUGAUAAAAGUGACCUAAAAGCUGAGCUUGAGCGCAAAAAACAGCGCUUAGCACAGAUAAGAGAAGAGAAGAAGCGGAAGGAAGAAGAGAGGAAAAAGAAAGAGGCAGAUAUGCAGCAGAAGAAAGAACCAGUUCAAGAUGACUCUGAUCUGGAUCGCAAGCGACGAGAGACAGAAGCUUUGUUGCAAAGCAUUGGGAUCUCACCGGAGCCCCCUCUAGUCCCAACCCCUAUGUCUCCCUCCUCGAAAUCAGUGAGCACUCCCAGUGAAGCUGGAAGCCAAGACUCGGGCGAUCUGGGGCCACUAACAAGGACCCUGCAGUGGGACACAGACCCCUCAGUGCUCCAGCUGCAGUCAGACUCAGAACUUGGAAGAAGAUUGCAUAAGCUGGGUGUGUCAAAGGUAACGCAGGUGGAUUUCUUGCCUCGAGAAGUAGUGUCCUACUCCAAGGAGACCCAGACUCCUCUUGCAACCCAUCAGUCUGAAGAGGAUGAGGAAGAUGAGGAAAUGGUGGAACCCAAAAUUGGUCAUGAUUCUGAAGUGGAAAACCACGACAAGAAGCAGGAGGUGAAGGAAGCCCCUCCAAGGGAGCUGACUGAAGAAGAAAAGCAACAGAUCCUUCAUUCAGAGGAAUUUCUCAUCUUUUUUGAUCGAACAAUACGAGUUAUUGAAAGAGCGCUGGCUGAAGACUCUGACAUCUUUUUUGACUACAGUGGUCGAGAGUUAGAGGAGAAAGAUGGGGAUGUGCAGGCUGGAGCCAACCUUUCUUUCAAUCGGCAGUUCUAUGAUGAGCAUUGGUCCAAGCAUCGAGUGGUCACUUGUAUGGACUGGUCUCUCCAGUACCCUGAGCUAAUGGUUGCUUCUUACAACAACAAUGAAGAUGCUCCCCAUGAACCAGAUGGUGUGGCCUUGGUUUGGAACAUGAAGUUCAAGAAAACCACACCAGAAUAUGUCUUCCACUGUCAGUCCUCUGUGAUGUCAGUCUGUUUUGCACGCUUUCAUCCUAAUUUGGUGGUUGGUGGAACUUACUCGGGCCAGAUUGUCCUCUGGGACAAUCGCAGUCAUCGAAGGACACCUGUUCAGCGGACUCCUUUGUCAGCUGCUGCACACACUCAUCCUGUGUACUGUGUCAAUGUUGUUGGAACCCAGAAUGCUCAUAACCUCAUUACUGUCUCCACCGAUGGUAAAAUGUGUUCCUGGAGCCUGGACAUGCUCUCAACUCCACAGGAAAGCAUGGAGCUGGUCUACAAUAAGUCUAAGCCUGUUGCUGUUACCGGAAUGGCUUUCCCCACGGGAGAUGUCAAUAACUUCGUGGUUGGCAGUGAGGAGGGUACCGUCUACACGGCUUGUCGUCAUGGAAGCAAAGCUGGCAUUGGUGAGGUCUUUGAAGGUCACCAAGGGCCAGUGACAGGAAUUAACUGCCACAUGGCAGUUGGCCCCAUUGACUUUUCUCAUCUGUUUGUGACAUCAUCAUUUGACUGGACUGUCAAACUGUGGACCACAAAGCACAACAAGCCCCUGUACUCCUUUGAAGACAAUGCAGACUAUGUGUACGACGUCAUGUGGUCCCCCGUGCAUCCCGCGCUCUUUGCCUGCGUGGACGGGAUGGGGCGCUUGGACCUCUGGAACCUCAACAAUGACACCGAGGUUCCAACAGCAAGUGUGGCCAUUGAGGGAGCGUCUGCCCUAAACCGUGUUCGCUGGGCCCAGGCUGGCAAAGAAGUUGCCGUGGGAGACUCAGAAGGCCGCAUUUGGAUCUACGAUGUUGGAGAGCUUGCAGUGCCCCAUAAUGAUGAAUGGACACGGUUUGCCAGGACCCUGGUGGAGAUUCGGGCCAACAGAGCUGACAGCGAGGAGGAGGGCACCGUUGAAUUAUCUGCCUAGAUGUGAAAAGAAGGCACUUCUGUGAAGCCUGUGCCUUCACCUGCUCGAACCCAGAAUCUGCGCUCAGAUUCAUUGUGCUGUGCUCAUUGUCCAUUCACUAUCAGUAUUGCUUGACAUUUUGGGUGCCAUAUUGUGUUAGCCUUCCCCAAAUCUUCCAAGUGUAUUCCUUCUAUGCUUUCUACCCACCUGAAAUUCAGCAGAGCAUUGCUAUCUUUAUAUUGCUGUCUCAAAAAUAAAAAGGUUGUUGGGGGGACCCUUAGGGGCUAGGGGCUUAGUUGUUGCCUUUUAACUACUUAGUAGCUGUAUUUAAUAGCUGGAAACCUCUGGUUAAAUUUGUGCUUACAUGUACUUCUGGUAUAGUCCUAUUAAAUCCAUAUGAAGCCAGAUAGAUUGGGUGCAGAUGUGGCGAGCCUCACGGUAUGGUACAGGGCCAAAGACUUGCGAUGUGGUGUUUUACAUGGUGACUCACAUUAUGAAUGGAUUUACUACAAGAACAUUGCUGCUUCUUAUUUAUUGUAGCGUGCUGCAUGGAACAUAUUUAUUUGAAAGCAUUAAAAUAAACGAUCCUAGAGCAUGUGCAUAAUGAGAGGACUGUAUUUUUUCUGCUGCUGUUGAGGUUACAUUAAAUUCCAAAUUACAAUUACAGUAUGCCAGUUCCACUGAGAACACAAAGUCUUUAGAGGUUUGUUGUAGUGAUUGGAAUGACUUUUAAUGCCUAUUAUUUCUAUGUAUUUUAACAAUAUUUCAAAUGUACUUGACCAUUGAUACUUGUCAUUUAAGCUAGCACAGCCCAACAAACAUUUUGUGGUUCCUAAAUAUGACACCAGUAUUGCCAAUAAAAUGUUCUGACACCUGCAA
Jaculus jaculus (lesser Egyptian jerboa) is the source of this 2916-nucleotide messenger RNA. It is a transcript of the gene Dync1i1, whose product is annotated as dynein cytoplasmic 1 intermediate chain 1. Gene Ontology annotation, biological process: transport along microtubule. The transcript has 17 exons. Gene Ontology annotation, cellular component: cytoplasmic dynein complex. Gene Ontology annotation, molecular function: dynein light chain binding; dynein heavy chain binding. The record is from RefSeq and is a predicted model, not a curated record. The coding region runs from base 172 to 2058 and encodes 628 amino acids. NCBI's taxonomy places the organism in Eukaryota, Metazoa, Chordata, Mammalia, Rodentia, Dipodidae.